Serpula lacrymans var. lacrymans S7.9 is the source of this 2076-nucleotide messenger RNA. RefSeq lists its product as uncharacterized. Gene Ontology annotation, molecular function: glutathione binding; glutathione transferase activity. The transcript has 7 exons. The record is from RefSeq and is a predicted model, not a curated record. Lineage: Eukaryota; Fungi; Basidiomycota; Agaricomycetes; Boletales; Serpulaceae. The coding region runs from base 1116 to 1754 and encodes 212 amino acids. Gene Ontology annotation, cellular component: cytoplasm.
CAGCUUUUCGUGUGAAUUCAAGCCUGAGUUCUCUCCAGUUUCAACGUUUCUCUACGAACUCACUACUCACUAAUUACGAACGCAACCUACUGAAUCAUGCCUCGCCAAUCUCGUUCCCGUGCUGCCCCCGCUGCUCGUCCUGCUGCCCCAGCUCAGUCAAGAGGUGCCCAUACCGCCGCACUCCCAGCUGGUGCCCAAUCACACUCCAACCCUGCACAUGCACCCGCACCUGCACAUACCCAAGCACCCGCACAGUCCUCGGGACCUGGCAUGAUGGCUCAGAUGGCUGCCACAGCUGGCUCUGUUGCAAUAGGAUCCACCAUCGGCCAUGGGCUCUCAUCGAUGCUCUUUGGUUCAUCGUCCUCUGCACCCGCUCCUGUUGAGCAGGCACCGCCUGUGCAACAGCAGAGUUACCAGAGCCAAGGUGUUAGCUGUGAAGUACAGGCAAGGGACUUCACCAAGUGUCUCGAGAAGGCAGACAUGCCGUCUUGCUCGUGGUAUUUAGAGCAGUUGAAGGCUGUGAGUACCGGCACUAUACCAACCUCACCUGGGACUGAUUGCUUAUUUUGUAAUACAGUGCCAGUCUGCUGCAGCCCCGUACUAAUCUGUGAAAGGGUUUGCGUGGAAUUGAAAGUGGUAGAUCUUUUUCCGCGUUUUUAUCUCGCAGAAGAUGUAUCGGAGGUGCCAGAGUAGUAAAUGCGUACUACAGAUUAUUGCAAUUGGCUUACUGCAACGAUUAUGCUUAUAACACCACUGGAUUAUAUGUAGAUAUCAUGACCAAAUAUCCCCACUCAGUUGCUCAAUUGCAGUACUCAGCUUUAACGUUGUUUGAAUCACCAGGCCCUUCGUAUAGAGGAACUCAUGAGCCAAUCAAUCUGACUAAUAUGGCAUUAACGACACUGCAAAAGGGAGACUCAGCUAAUGGCGCUGACUAACCCAGUAAAAGAUUCGUGAAGAUCGCAGAGUACAUAUGCUGGUUGUCGGACAUUAAUAUGACUCGGUGGCCAGGGGUCCUCAAGUAUAGCAUAAAGCUCCUUCGAUCCGAACAACAUUGCAUCUGCCAACCUUGCAAAAUCUAUCGUCACAACACUUGAUAAUCAGAUAUCACAACAACAAUGACCCUCAAGCUCUAUGGCAUGGCUCUCUCGACUAACACGCAGCGCGUCACGGUCGUUUGUCACGAGAAGAAUAUCCCUUUCGAGCUCGUCAAGGUCGAUCUCUUUGCCAAUGAGCACAAAUCGGCAGGAUUUCUAGAGAAACAGCCAUUUGGGCAGGUUCCGUACAUCGAUGAUGAUGGCUUUGUCCUGUACGAAUCGCGCCCAAUCGCAGCUUACAUCGCGAGGAAGUAUGCCGCACAGGGGACCCCAGGCUUGGUCCCAUCAGAUCCCCAGGAUCAUGCACUAUACGAGCAGGCAGUAGCAACCGAGAUGUCCCAUUUCGACCCCAGUGCAUCAGGCUUGUCCUUCGAGAUGAUUGCCAAAAAGAUAUUCUUUAAAACGGAUCCCGACGAAGCACGGGUGGCUCAACUGCUCAGUACGCUUAAUGCCAAAUUAGAUGUGUACGAAGAGAUCCUUGGGAAACAGAAGUACCUGGCUGGCGAUGAGAUUACGCUUGCAGACCUAUUCCAUCUUCCAGCUGGGACACGCCUGGUAAAGAUCGGGCUAGACGUCAUUGAAAAAAGACCCAACGUAUCGAGAUGGUGGAAAGAUAUUUCGUCGAGACCUUCCUGGGUUGCUGUGACAAGUUCUGCCUGAGGAUUUAUUGACAUUAGCAUGGAGACGAGAAAAAGUAGAUGCAUAAGGGAGUUCCCAAUAUCUGUGACUACCUAGUUCGCAUCGCCAAUUGAAUGUUAUUAUUAUUCCGAGUCUGUUGUUACUAAAAGCUAAUAGCCAAGAAGACCAAGGGCACGAUAUGCCUCGAAGACUGAAACCGAGCUUGGCAGAGCAUGACUGCGUAGGGUUGAAAGGAUGGCGCUGUCGCAGAGUAGGCGAGGGCGUGUCACCUGGAUCGUCUCCACGAGCAUCACUGCCACCGCAUCCUUACCUUGAACUGUGCAAUGAUAUUUGCAAAUAAAUC